Molecule: messenger RNA, 705 nt
Organism: Chrysoperla carnea
Lineage: Eukaryota; Metazoa; Arthropoda; Insecta; Neuroptera; Chrysopidae
Product: prisilkin-39-like
Exons: 1
Coding region: 1-705 (234 amino acids)
Source: RefSeq, a predicted model, not a curated record
AUGGGUCAAAUUAUAAAAGUAAAAUAUGAUAAAUAUACUCCACCAAAUGGUGGAUAUCCUCCAUUUAAACCAUCUGGUGCGUAUUCUCCAUAUAACCCAUCCGGUGGAUAUCCUCCAUAUAACCCAUCCGGUGGAUUUCGUCCAUACAACCCAUAUGGUGGAUAUCCUUCAUUUAAGCCAUCUGGUGGAUAUUCUUCAUAUAAUCCAUCUGGUGGAAAACCUUCCUAUAACAUCCCAUCUGGUGGAUAUCCUUUAUUUAACAAUCCAUCUGAUGGAUUUACUUCAUAUAACAACCUAUCUGGGGAAUAUCCUUCGUAUAACUCAUCUGAUGGAUAUCCUCCAAUUAAACCAUCUGGUGGAUAUCCUCCAUUUAACCCAUAUGAUGGAUAUUCUUCAUAUAACUCAUCUAGUGGAUAUCCUUCAAAUAACCCAUCUGGUGAAAAUCCUUCAAAAAACCCAUCUGGUGAAAAUCUUUCAUAUAACCCAUCUAGUGGAUAUCCUUCAUAUGACUCAACUGGUGGAUAUUCUGCAUAUAAAGGAAAUAAAUUAUCAAGAAUUGCAAGAAGUGUUUUGGAACAAGGGCGCAGAAUUUUGACACCAAAUUUAGUUUUGAUGGCACUGUUAACUGGUAAUGAUUAUGGCUCAGGAUUGUUAAAGUCGUUGAUUGAAAAUGCAGCAACUGGAGUUGGAGAAAUAGAAGCUUAA